Cuscuta epithymum is the source of this 2206-nucleotide messenger RNA. NCBI's taxonomy places the organism in Eukaryota, Viridiplantae, Streptophyta, Magnoliopsida, Solanales, Convolvulaceae. The record is from the annotation of a GenBank genome assembly.
CUUCUCUCCCCUUUCAUCUCCCUCCACCCCUAUCUACUUAGAGUCUAUUUUUACUUUUUAGAUCUGGCUUUUUUCUCCCACUUCUCCAUUUUUGCUGCUUAUACGGUUUUGAACAGUGAGCUUUCUCUCCAAUUCCGGCACCGGCAAUCAGGUAGAGAUUUUUCAAGCCCAGGAAGAGAAACAUCAAAGUCGGUACUACAUCGCGUCGGCUCUUUCUCCGGUGGAAAUGGUCGGUUUCCGGGUCGGAUAUUUUUCUGAAAUACCAUGCUUCUUCAGUCUCACCAACGCCGGGGAAAAACGUUUGCUUUUGGUACGUGUUCCCUAAAUCAAAGAAGGAAGAUGAAGAGUGAGAAUGAGAAGAGGUAUCAUCCGUAAGAAAUUUACUAAUAAUUUGGAGAAUAGGGGUGGGGUUGCUUUUGGAUCUGAAAAAGAGUUGAGGGAAGAGGAAGGGAGAAAUCAGAAGCGGAUGGGAAGAUUUGAACUAAUAUGAAGUUUUCAACUUCGUGGCAACUCCCUCAAGAUGCAAACCAGAUGUAUCUUUAGAUUCUUUACAGAAAAUCGUCCAGGCGGAGUUCGGCGGUGGGAAUUCCGGCAUGCUUCUCCUCCAGUUCUCCUUCGCCCUAAUGUGGCAACGAAGACUGGGAUUGAGGCAGCAUCGGUCUUUCUUCUUGCUACAGGUCAUCAUCUUCGCAGAUACUAAAACGGUCAGCUCGACGUAUGAAACAAUGGUGGGAGAAGAACAAAGAAACCGAGGAAGAAAGCUGCAGGAAGAGAAAAGAAUAAAGAAAAAGUAAAGACAAUAGAAUUAAAAAAAAAUUAGAAAACAUUUAAAAACACAUAGGCAGUCCAUGUCGGCAUUCAACCGGAAAACCGGGGGUUUACGGCCAAAAGAACUCAAUUGAGUGUUUAUUUAAAGUUCAAGGGUUCAAUUGAUUGAUUUUCAAGUAUAAGGGCCUAAUUGACUUUUUUGCAAUAGUAGGAGGGCUAAUUUGACAGUUUUCCCGCCAUCAAAAUGAAAGCAUAUAUGAAAGCUCUUAGUUUAUGGGAUGUCAUUGAGAGUGACAGUGAGCCUACUCCUCUUCCAGGAAAUCCAACAGUAGCCCAAAUCAAGAAACAUGAAGAAGAAAUGGCACGAAAGCCAAAGGCACUUUCAUGUAUCCAUGCAGCGGUGUUCGAGGAGAUUUUCACAACAAUCAUGGGUUGUGAGUGUCCUAAAGAAGCAUGGGAGAAAAUCAAAGAGGAGUUCGAAGGCAACCAACAAACCAAACUCAUGCAAAUUCUCAACCUCAAAAGGGAGUUUGAGAUGGUGGGGAUGAAAAGUAACGAAGGUGUCAAAGAAUAUGGGAAUAGGUUGAUGUCCAUUGUCAAUCAAAUCAAAUUACUUGGUGGAGAUUUUUCAAGUCAAAGAGUUGUGGACAAGCUCCUGGUAACUCUUCCGGAGAGAUAUGAGACCAAGAUCUCUUCACUUGAAGAUACUAAAGAUCUCUCAAAAUUAACCGUCUUAGAAUUAAUCAAUUCUCUCCAUGCCGUUGACCAAAGGAGAUCAAUGAGGGAGGAAGAAAAUGGACGAAAAAAUGAGGGACUCCUGUUAGCUAAAUCUUCAUUCUCAAAAGGAACUGGCAGCAAAAUUCAAUGCAACAAUUGUCAUAAGGUUGGUCAUGAAGAAAAGGAUUGUUGGCACAAGGGAAAACCACAAUGCUUCAAAUGCAAAAGGUUUGGGCAUCUGGCAAAGAAUUGUAGAUUCCAAACUGAUGACGAAGUCUUGGCACAUAUGGUCGAGGCAGAACCUCUCCUUUAGAAUUAUGGUGAUUAUGUGCACCAUGGGGAGAAGUGCUCCAAAGUGUUUAUUUUGAUGAGACGUGCAUCAAAAUUUGGUGGUGGUGAGAAGUGCAUCACAGAUGAAGAGAAGUGCUUCACAAAUUUAAGAUUAUGGGGGUGAUUGUUGGAAUAAUCUUAAAUUUAGUUAUUAAUUAUUUGGUUUACUUAUUUAUUAAUUAUUUAUUUUUUAUCAUUAAAAAAAUAGUUUGUUUUAUUGUGUGCGUGGGUCAUGUUGUUAGUUUCACAUUUGAAAGUUUCUUCCGUAUUGAUAGGUUCAUGGAGUAAUAAUAGGAGUAGUGGUUAGAAACUGAUGUAAUGACUUUAUAUACUUUCCAGCUUUGUUAUUUUUUUACUUGAAGCAAUAUAAUGAAAAACGAGAUGAUCCCAA